AUGGAGGCCUACACGCGAGUGUCUUCAGGGAGCUUGCGGCUGAAGGGAAAGGGAGGAGAUCUGAAGAAGCUCAAGAAGAAGGAGCGAAAGAGGCGGGAGCGGGAGGUGUUUUUGUCUGGAGAACUGCCGUCAACCUCUGGGGAACCGGCGGCAGCUGCAGAAGUUGACACAGCAGGCGGAAUACGCAGCGAAGAGGGGGUUCUUCCUGUCGGCGAGGCUGAGGUGAUCGAAGGUACAGGACGGAUUGUUGCGACUGGCGAUACUGUGCAAGGCUUUCAUACGAAGUUUCGUCAUGAGAUCGAGGAGGGCGACACUUUAAGUCUGUUGCAUCCUGCAACGCUCCUUCCAGAAGAGGCCUUGGUGGUGUCUGUGAACACGGACAGGACGCUGCAUAUACACCCGGGCUUCAGCAAGGAUUUUAUUUCGACCACAACUUUUGCAGUGAAGAAGACAGCCGCAGCAGUUCGAGCACGCGCCGCUGCUGCUGCUGCAAGGAAGCGAAGUCGAGAGGCUCGAGGCGAACAAGAAGACGGUGCUCAUGACGCAGCUGCUGCAGCGGCUGCCGCUGCUGCAGAGGCCCUCAAUAAAAAGAUCAAAAAGGGCAGCCGCAUCGUGUCGGUGCGCGAGAAGAAGGGCAUGUGGGGAUACACCGUGAAACAAGUAAAACUCAAAGAGGAGCUCUCUGCCGAGGAAAAGCUGAAUAUGCGGUGCAAACAGGGCAGGGAUAAAUUUUGUUGGUAG
Messenger RNA from Cyclospora cayetanensis, 741 nucleotides. RefSeq lists its product as uncharacterized. The record is from RefSeq and is a predicted model, not a curated record. The coding region runs from base 1 to 741 and encodes 246 amino acids. Lineage: Eukaryota; Apicomplexa; Conoidasida; Eucoccidiorida; Eimeriidae. The transcript has a single exon.